AAGUUCGUCGUUCGCGGAGCUGCCGCGACUCGCACGCGCGCGCGCACGACGAUAGACUAUCUUCACGUACUUUACGGAUUCACGCAUCAUCCCGCAGGGUAUUCGCUCGAACCGUUUAUUUCCGUUUCGGGUUUCGGCUCCGUUGCUGAAGAGACACGGCUAAUCCAACUGAGCCCAUAACCAUGGAAUCUGUAGAGGAUGAUGAUGAUCGUCAGACUUCGAAAACGUCCCCUGAAAAGGUUCAAUCCGAUAUCAUUUCUGCAUUGCAGUCUAUCAAGAUAGAUAAUGUUGAAUACAGCGAGCCGGUCAAACGUCGAAUCAGGGCUUUGAAGCAACUGCAGAAGAUUACCUUGAACAUGGAAGCAAAAUUCUACGAAGAAGUGCAUGCUCUCGAGUGCAAGUAUAACACGAUGUGUGCCCCUAUGUAUGAAAAAAGAAGUCAAAUAGCUGCAGGAGUUUAUGAACCUACGGACGAAGAAUGUGUCUGCGACAGCGACGAUGAAGACAUUAAACAAGAUUCAAAAACCAAUGUCAAAAUUGAGGAUGUCACAGAAAACAAAGUUGAGAGCGAGAAUGUCAAGGGAAUUCCAGAAUUUUGGCUUACGAUAUUCAAAAACGUUGGAGUUAUGGCUGAAAUGGUGGAAGAACACGACGAACCAAUUCUCAAGCAUCUUUACGAUAUCAAAGUUAUAUUCCUAGAAUCAAAUCCAAUGGGCUUCGUCCUCGAGUUCCACUUCGAGCCAAACGAAUAUUUUUCCAACUCUGUACUCACCAAAGAGUACAUAAUGAAAUGUGCUCCAGAGAAAAACGAUCCAUUCAGUUUCGAAGGCCCAGAGAUAUACAAAAGCAAAGGUUGCGUGAUCGAUUGGAAGAAAGGCAAAAACGUGACGGUCAAGACGAUUCACAAGAAUCAGAAACAUAAAUCAAGGGCUGCAACACGUGUCGUCACCAAAACCAUACACAAUGAUUCAUUCUUCAACUUCUUCAGCCCUCCAGUCGUACCAGAUGAUGCUGAUGCCGAGUUGAACGAUGACACACAACGGCUUCUCACGAGUGAUUUUGAAAUCGGUCAUUACAUCAGAGAGCGUAUUGUUCCAAGAGCAAUCGUUUAUUUCACAGGUGAAGGAUUGGAAGAUGAGGAUGAAGAUUGGGACGAGGAAGGCGAUGAAGAUGAGGAUGAUGACGAAGAUAGAGACGAUGAUGAAGAUGAUGAUGAGGAAGGGUCAAACGCGAAUCCACGAGCAGCGGCUGGAAAAGCUGCUGACUGUAAGCAACAGUAGAUUUUUUUUUUGCAAAAAUAAUCAACCCACGAUAGACGACCAUCCGCUGAUCAAUGAACUGCUGAUCGACUAUUGCCUGAUAACCUAAAUUGUAACCGAGAUUUCAAUGCGAGAGAAAAAGAAACAACCAUCGUGCAGAUUAAGGCCUGCUAAUCUCUAUCCUGUAUCUUCGUUUCCAGGUCGUCUUUAGAAAAAAAAAAAAUAAUCACUUCAACGUACCUUAAGUCCAACACUUUAAAUUUUUUCAUUUUAUACUAUUGUUACGUUUAUAUGCCAAUCGUGAAGUUGAAUCUUAUUCUUUUUUAAACGCAUGUUGUGACCUGUGAAAAACAAAUUUUGAGUACUGUUGAAGCAUUUUUAAUACAAAAUGUUCUGAAAAUAAAAAAAAAAAAAACAUACAACGUUUUCA
Molecule: messenger RNA, 1689 nt
Organism: Venturia canescens
Lineage: Eukaryota; Metazoa; Arthropoda; Insecta; Hymenoptera; Ichneumonidae
Gene: Nap1
Product: nucleosome assembly protein 1-like 1-B
Exons: 8
Coding region: 183-1280 (365 amino acids)
Biological process (GO): nucleosome assembly
Cellular component (GO): chromatin; nucleus
Molecular function (GO): chromatin binding; histone binding
Source: RefSeq, a predicted model, not a curated record